This is a messenger RNA of Solea solea (common sole), 10627 nucleotides long. RefSeq names its product jumonji domain containing 1Cb (gene jmjd1cb). The transcript has 32 exons. The record is from RefSeq and is a predicted model, not a curated record. Lineage: Eukaryota; Metazoa; Chordata; Actinopteri; Pleuronectiformes; Soleidae. Gene Ontology annotation, biological process: regulation of transcription by RNA polymerase II. Bases 248 to 9130 code for a protein of 2960 amino acids. Gene Ontology annotation, cellular component: histone deacetylase complex; chromatin. Gene Ontology annotation, molecular function: histone H3K9 demethylase activity; chromatin DNA binding; transcription coregulator activity.
UGUUCCACCGUUUUUUUUCUAGCUGAGAGAAAAGAGACUGACGCUUGAGCGGGUGGAGACUGCCACACAUUUAAAUCCCCCGGGUCGGUUUUUCAGCUUUUACCAACAACUAACUUCUCCUUUUUAGGUUUUUCUUUGUGCCGUUGGAGUCUUUAGAGCUGAUUUAAUGUCGUAAAUGACAGGUUUGUAGGGGCGUCGUUGUCGGGAAGUUUUUUCGAGGGGGGGGGAUUCGGACCAGCUAAGGGCCAUGGCAGUCGAGGCUCGGCCGGAGCUGGUCGGGAAGCGGUUCCUCUGUGUCAGCGGGGACAAGCCGCCUGAAAUCGGCGACAUCGCUCGCUGGCCGUGGAGGUCCGGAGUCAUACGAGCUGUCAACCACCGUGACAGCGACAAUCCCGACCUGACGACGUCCGUCAGCACCGUCUCUGAGAAUCACCUCUGCACACAUGAGGUGUACGUGGAGUUUGAUGAUCAGGAGUGGGAGAAGAGAGAGUGGGUCAAGGUCUAUGAGGAUUUCCAGCUGUUUCUACUGGAGCACCAGCUGGUCUGGGCCAAGAGGAAGGAGGGAGCAGGAGGAGGAGUGGGAGCAGGUGGAGGAGCAGGAGGCCUGCUGCAGGCAACCAAGGCUAAACACAUACAGUGGCCUGCUCUGGGAUUUAAACCAGUGGUUGGGAAGAGCCUGUUGUCUUCGGUAACAGCAGUGGAAUUCUUGUUAGACCAACAGCUGGACUUCCUGUCGGACCAUUCGUCUUACCAACCUUACCAGGAUGAGGUGGACAGUCAAAACCCAGUGUUAAGAGACAACCCUCAGCUCCAUGAAGAAGUGAAGGCGUGGCUCAAAGACCAGAAAGUGCAGGAAAUUUUUAUGCAAGGUCCCUAUUCGUUGAAUGGCUACCGCGUGCGUGUGUAUAGACAAGACUCAGCCACCCAAUGGUUCACCGGCAUUAUUACACACCACGACCUCUUCAGUCGAAACAUGGUCGUUAUGAAUGACCAGGUGCUAGAGCCUCAGAACGUGGAUCCGUCUAUGAUCCAGAUGACCUUUCUGGAUGACGUAGUCCACUCAUUGCUGAAAGGAGAAAAUAUCGGCAUCACCUCUAGACGAAGAUCACGAUCCAGCCAGAACAACAACUCUGCCCAUAUGGCAGGAGGGAGACCCGGUGGGACCACUGGCAACACUCAGAGCCAUUACACGCGAGCCCAAGCCCACAGCCCCCGCCCCAUCAUGACCUCAUCAGGUCCCAACCCAAAAGGUUCACAGGGGACGUUGGCUUCCCAACAACACAGCCAGUCACAGCAGAGCCAGCAGCCAGCUAGCCAAUCGCACCACUCACCUGGAGGCAGCGGCCGGGAGCAGAGGGAGCAGCGCAAUUCCCGCUCGUCAAGGAGGAAAGGAUCAGACAGCAGCGUUCCGGAGGAAGACAAGGACAAGAGAGAGGAGAAAACAGGUAGAGACUCCAAGUCCAAGGUGAAGCCGGUGGUGACCAAACGUAGGAAGGGCGAAGAAGAAGAGAAGAAGGCGGGUUUAAAGAGGCUGAAGACUGACAUGACAUCUGACCUGUCAGAGAGCAGUGACUCGGAAAACCCGCACAACAAAAGGGCCAUCCACUCGUCUUGCUCCUCGUCCUCCUCCUCGUCCUCCUCCUCCUCAUCCUCCUCCUCGUCAUCCUCCUCGGAGCCCAACUCUGAAAAUGAACUUAAGACUCGCAGUAACGAUGUAAAACCAAGUGCCGUUUCCAGAAUGGAGGAAGACGAGAAGCCGCUUAUACAGGGCGCCAAAAUUAACAAUUCCUCGGCUCUCAUUGGACGGCUGUCCCCAUGGGUGGAGCUUCAAGCUACAGAGGAGAGCAAAAAGGGUGUGGUUAAGGAUACAGGAAAAAUGUCCAUGAAGGAGGUGGAGGAAUUGGUGGCGGUAACACAGAUCACACAGUCUCCACGGCAACCGUCUCUAAUGUCUGACACCAUCAUCCAGGGCGGCAUUAUUGAGAGCAGCAAGAACACUGUGAAAGCAUCGUCUCGAGCCCAGACCCCGUCCGCGUCCCACAUCCAUAGCAGUGGUGUGAUUGACAUCACGGAUGACGCCCAGGCCACAGUGCACCGCGAGAGCUCCGAGGCAGUGUCGGCUCUGCUCGCCUCCCAGGCUGAGUCCACUGCUCUCUCACCUUACCUCCCCCUCAACCCCUCCCCAGUCUCCUCUCCACCCAUUCCACCUUCUCCCUCACCAUCGGAAGGAGGCCGUAGAACAGAUGUCGAGCCUCCUAUGCAGCAGCAGCAGCAGCAAAGCAUUUUGGGAGGUGCCAUGGCUGCACCAAGGAGUCUAGGCAACAAAACAGAGUUCGCUCCCUCUGAGGUCAUCAGGCCUCUCACGUCAAUAGCUGAUAGUGUGGUGCUGGUGGAGAAGGAGAAAACUGUCCUUCACAAUCAUCUUCAUCAUCAACAGCAGCCGCAACAUCCUCUGCAGCACAUGCUACAACAACAACACUACACACCCAUCCAAUCUGGCAUUAAGAGCCCGCCUUCAUCUGAAGAGACGAGAAAACAUUUGCAGCAACAGCCGCCCUCCCACAAGAUGAGCACAGUCCUCUCCCCCGAUUUAGCGAAACCCAAAAUGAGCCCCAGCCCAAACCCCAGCGCACCUCAGCUUGACUCGCUGAAACAGAAACCCCAGCAUCCCAACAACCACCAGAGCCACCCCUAUCCCAGCAUGCACUCAGCUGAACUUCUCAAAGCCCCAAAGUCCCACCCAAACCUGCUGGACAUUUCCAAACCUAAACCCACCACCUCUCCAGAGGUCUCCAAACAUAAAAUACCACGAUACUCCGAUACGUCCCCACCUCCGACAGGUCGUUUGUCCGCUAAAGUAGAAACAGUAGAACCUCUGCGGUCUUGUUUUAAACCGGUGCCAGCGCGGCCAGAAUCAUGUGGAGUCAGCAGCACCAAGAGUCCUCUGAUCAUUGAUAAGAACAAAACCUUCACCAUUUAUAGAGACCCAGCACUUGUCCGUUCUGAUGCAGAGAACUCAGCUGCUGCCACCGUCUCUUCCAAUCACGUGGCAGCCUAUCUCCAUCCCCAUUUGCACACCCUGCACUCCCCGUCCCCUCACUCACCCUGCCACCCGGCUUCCCACUCCCACUCCCACGCUGCCUCUCACCUCCUCGCCACAACUCAUGCCUCUGCCCUACCUCAUCCACACCUCUUACCCCCUGGGGUGCUCCAAGGUAUGCCUCCGCCCACAGCAUCUCUCCUCGGGGGUCACCCUCGGCUCGACUCCCCCGGCGGAUUGGGUCACCUCAGCCUACCUCACGCACACCAGCAGCAGUUCCUACAGGUAGGACUUCAGGGUCAAGGCCCUCAUCCACCUCCACUUCUAGCCCAAGCUCACGGCGGGGCAGCAGGGCUAGGCCUCUACCCCAUCCUCUGGCAGUAUCCCAACGGAACUCCAGCCUCCUACCCCCCAGGACUCAACCUGCCCCCCACAGCUAAGUGGGUCCACCCCGAAAACCCUGUCACCAUGAAUUCUGAGGCUUCUCUCAGGAGGAACACAGCCAGUCCAUGGCUGCACCAGGCUGCCGGUAGCACUGGUGACAGUCUGGGUUUGCUGAGCCAUGUCCCUGUCCGGCCAGCAAGUGCUGAUGCCAACCGCCACCACAUCAAGAUCAACGCACAUGCAAGCCCUCCAUUGUCAAAGUGCAGCAUGGAUCUCCAUAAAGAGGAUUUGGAAAAGAAAGGCUUUGUGGAUCCCAUCAGAAAUAUGACUCUGGCCCAGCUGAAACAGGAGCAGACAGACAGGAGUCGAACCCCCACAGGAAAAGAUAUCCAUUUACACCGCCUGUACCUAGACCCUCUGAGCAAGGCCCGUCUGUCAAAUGCACAGGAUGCAGUUCAGGCUGUAGACAGAGUCAGCAAAUACAAAGAGGAGAAUCGGCAGAUCCUCAAAGAGAGCAUUGAAGUCGCGCCGUUCACUGCGAAGAUCCAGCGCUCUAGUGACCCAACAAUGGACAGGGACAGAGAGAGAGGCAGAGAUUCAGCCUUCCCCGUCCGGAUACCAGCUCUCACCUCGCCCAGCCCCAAGGCCAGCCAUGCCCACCCCCACAUCAUCCAGUCAGAAAAAAGCAACUACUUCACCACGCUGUCCAACAGUGUGGUGAACGAGCCUCCGAGACUGUACUCCUCCAAAGAGCUCAGCUCUUAUUACGACAAAGUUCCAGGGGUUGUAGCCAGUAUUGGGGCUGCAGUGCCCAACCAGGGAGCUCUGUCUUUAGGCAACCACAGCUCCAAAACCUCCCUGUCCAAGCCUCCCCCUCUUAUUAAACACCAGCCAGAGGGUGGAGAGGGUUUAGCAGGGAAAAUCACCGAGCAGCUCAGCCAGCAGGUAACACUAGUCCAGCAUCAACAUCAGCAUCACGCAGGUAUGGACAGGAUCGAACGUCGCAGCCCUGCCAUUUCCCCUUCCUCCUCCUCUACAUCCUCCUCUUCCUCUUUGGCCCAAAACCACCACCAUCAUCAUCAUCACCACCAACAACAACAACAACAACACCACCACCACCAACAACAUCACCACCAACAACAUCACCACCAACAGCAGCAGCAGCAGCAGCAGCAGCAGCAACAACACCAGCUCAGGGCAAUGCCAUCCCUCCACCGAGCACCUGUCUUCCACCCCCCCACACAGCAUGCGCUGGAACGGAAAGAGGCUGCAGAGAGGGAGCGGGAACGAGAGAAGGAGAGGGAGAAAGAAAGGGAAAGAGGGGGUUACGGUGGUCGUCUGUCUCCCCCGACCCUCACACCCAUCCAGCCUGUUAACUUAGUGGCAACUGGUAGCAAAACAUCAGCAGAGCAGCAAAAACCUCCCACGCUGCUGCCAGAACUCAGGGACAUCAAAGGUCAUGGAAACGCAACCACCAUCACCUCUGUGGCCUCUGCCAUAGGUGGGGAGAUUAUGACUUCAUCCACAGAUGGAUGGAGAGGUGGAGAGAUAAUUCAGGAAAGAGGAGGAAUGUACUGUGGAGAGAAAGGACUAUCCAGGGGCAAGCCUCAAGCUGCAGUGGCAUCAGUCAUUGUCCGUCCAUCGACAUCUAUUAAAUAUGACAACUCAUAUGGUGCUAACAAAUCUGGUGCUAUGAUCCAUCAGGAUCUCCCCCAUGGUAGGAUUUACUCAUCCAAGCUUCAGGGGGAAUGUCCAAGGUUAGGGGAGAGUGUUAGAGAAGCUGGAGCUGGCAGGGUGAUCCAGUCCAACUCGAACAUGGAUGAUAUGUGUGUCCAGUAUAAAAAGACUGCCAUGUGUGGCAUGCAAGGAACUAUGGGAGGCUGUAUCACAAACUCUGUGUGCAGGACUGUUGUUUCUGCCUCGUCGAACUUUGUCAUACAGAGUCACUCUGUGGCAGCGACUAACCAGUUAGGAUACUCGGUUUCAGCUCGGAGUCAGUCAAGAGAGCUCCAAGAGGACUUUGGCUCUCGCACCACAUCACCAGGGGGAUCUCUGCGUCCCCCUACUCCAGCAGGAACUUCCCAACCCAGUCCGAGUCACACUCCCAAACCUAGCUCCGUUUCAUCCAUUUCUGGCUCCAGCCAACCUCUGUCCUCCUCCUUUGUCCAUCUCAAGAAGCACAAAGCUGCGUUAGCUGCAGCUCAGUCCAGGAGCAUUGUCUCCACUGCUCCCACAUCUAUCACAACUGGAAACUCCUCCCUGUCCGUGGAUACGAUUGACAAAGCUCCCAUUCGCAACUCCCCGCCACCACCCCCUGCAAACCAAGCUUCAUCAUCAUUAUCAUCAUCAUCAUCAUCAAUUGACUGCAGCAGCAGCAGCAGCUCGGCAAGUGGCAGCACAACGCCAGGAAAGUCCAGUCCCCUGCCCAACAACCAGCCCUCAGGCUCAGCCCCGACAAGCAGCGCUCAGCCCAGUAACUACCACAAGUUGAAGAAAGCCUGGCUAACGCGGCACUCAGAGGAGGACAGGAAUACAACUGCUAUACCAAUUCCCACUAGUACUAAACCUGAGAAGCUGCCCAGCACCACCACCAUCACCACCACCACCACCAGCACAAGUAACACAAAUAAUACUGCAGCCAUGUCUGAAAUGAUCAAACCCUGCACUGUCAACCUCAGUGCCUCCACCUCCAGCGAGGUGGAAAUGAGCAAGGACAUCGGGAUUAAAGGUGAGCGAGAGAGGCAGUCGGAGGAAAAGAUGGGAGCAGCAGCAGCAGCAGGUGGUGGGGAGGACAGGAAAGGAGCUCUGUCGUUGAGGCGAGGGAACAAACGGACAUACGAGUCGGGUUCAGAGAGUGGAGGAGAUGAUUCUGACGCCAGUGAGAGCAAGAUGGAGGGCCGGGCCAAGCGUCAGCCUAAGCCGACCUACAAAAAGAAACAGAAUGACAUGGCCAAGAGGAGAGGAGACAAUGAAAAGGAUGAUGAUGACAUUAAGCCCAAUGGUAUCUUCAGAUCGGCCCGAGAGAAGACCAAACUGAAACUGGCCAGCAGCAAUGGCAUCCCACGCUCUGUGUUGAAGGACUGGAGGAAGGUGAAGAAGCUGAAGCAAACAGCGGAGUCAUUCCUGCAGGACGACUCUUGUUCAGAAAUCGGACCCAACCUCCAGAAGUGUCGAGAGUGCAGGGUCAUCCGCAGCAAGAAGGGAGAGGAGCAGGCACACUCCCCUGUCUUCUGUCGCUUCUACUAUUUCAGAAGGCUUUCCUUUAGUAAAAAUGGAGUCAUUCGAAUCGAUGGCUUCUCCUCUCCGGACCAGUUUGACGACGAGGCUCUGGCCCUGUGGGCUCCUGGGGCAAUGGAGGAGAGCCCCCUGGAACAUUCUACAGCCAAGUACAUCCUCAGCUACAUCGGAGAUAAAUUCUGUCAGAUGGUUGUGACUGAGAAUACUGCAGCAUCCUGGGUCAAGAAGGAUGGCAAGCUGGCAUGGAAGCGAGCGGUGAGGGGGGUGAGGGAGAUGUGCGAUGCCUGUGAGGCGACGCUCUUCAAUAUCCACUGGGUCUGUCAGAAAUGUGGCUUUGUUGUCUGCCUCGACUGUUACAAGGCCAAAGAGAGAAGGAGCUCCAAAGAUAAAGAACUCUACACCUGGCUGAAGUGUGUGAAAGGCCAACCCCAUGAUCACAAACACCUGAUGCCAACACAGAUCAUACCAGGCACAGUGCUGGCAGACCUGGUGGCUUCCAUGCACGCGCUGAGAGAUAAACACAGCAUCAAAUCCCACUGCCCCUGCACCAACAGACAGAACCUCCUCACCAAACUGCCAGUCACCAAUGGAGUGUCACAGGUUCUGCAGAAUGUCUUGAACCACAGUAACAAGCUGUCUCUGGUGAAGGCCGAGCCGGGCACUCAGCAGAACUCUGACACAGGAGCAAUCAAGGCAGAGACUAAUGGAGGAGGUGUCGGAGGAAGCAGUCCAGGCAGCGACACAGGAAGUGCUCCCGUCACCCCACCAGAGUCCCAGUCACCUCUGCACUUCCUGGCCGACUUGGCAGAACAGAAAUCCAGGGAGGAAAAGAAAGAAAACAAGUCAGGGUUGCUGGGUAAAUCCAUGAAGGAGGACAAGGACGUAGAAAGCCUGGAGGUCCUGCAGCAGUGUAAAACCACUUCUUUGGUCACUAACAAUACAGAGCAGGGCUCCACACUCCGAGAUCUGCUCACAACCACAGCAGGGAAACUGAAGCUGGGCUCCACUGAUGGAUCCAUCGCCUUUGCACCCGUCUACUCUAAUGCAUCACAGACUGGAAAGAGUGGGCGGAGCAUGCCCAAUAUCCUCGAUGAUAUCAUCGCUUCGGUGGUAGAGAACAAAAUCCCCGCCACUCGCCAGAACAUCACCACCAAGCUGUCAAUCAAGCAAGAGCCCAUCACCGCUGGUAUCACCAUCAACAAUGCCGCCGCCAUCACUCCUGCCGCUACUGACGAUACCAAACCAGACAAGAAGAAGUUAGUGCCUGUUUCUGCGACUGUGCCAGAAGACUCAAACAGUCAGUAUCCAGACAUUCCCCACUGCUGGUUAAACAACAGACAGCUACUGUGGCUCAAAGAUCACCGGAACCAGAACAACUGGAAGCUGUUCCGAGACUGCUGGAGACAGGGACAGCCUGUGCUGGUGUCAGGGAUCCAUAGGAGACUGAAUGCCGGUCUGUGGAAAGCGGACUCCUUUAACCAGGAGUUCGCUGACCAUCAAGGAGAUCUUCUCAACUGUAAAGACCAGGUGGUGACCAACUCUGGGAUCAAGGAAUUCUGGGACGGAUUUGAGGACAUUACCAAGCGGCCCAAGUCCAAGGAUGGAGAACCUAUGGUCUACAGACUGAAGGACUGGCCGUCCGGAGAGGAGUUCAUGGCCCUCAUGCCCUCAAGAUAUGAUGACUUGAUGAAGAACCUGCCGCUGCCAGAGUAUUCUGAUCCAGAGGGAAACCUCAACCUGGCCUCCCACCUGCCGUCUUUCUUCGUCAGGCCAGAUCUGGGGCCGAGACUCUGCUGUGCCUACGGUGUAGCUGCAUCUCAGGACCAGAACUUUGGGACGGCCAACCUCCACGUGGAAGUGUCGGACGUCGUGUCUGUUCUGGUUUAUGUAGGAGUAGCAAAAGGCAACGGAGUCCUGUCCAAAACUGGAGCGUUAAAGCGUUUGGAGGAGGAGGAUCUAGAUGAGGGAGUCCGCAGGAGGCUCAAAGACUCCAGUGAGACACCAGGGGCGCUGUGGCACAUCUACCUCAACAGGGACAUGGACAAAGUCCAAGAGUUCCUGCACAAGCUCUGUAAGGAGCAGGGAUCGGAGGUUUCCCUGGACCAGGAUCCAAUCAGAGAGCAGGGCUGGUAUCUGAGCAGGAAGCAGCGUCAGCGGCUGAUGGAUGAACAUGGAGUCCAGGGCUGGACUGUAGUUCAAUUCCUGGGAGACUCUGUCCUCAUACCAGCCGGGGCGAUGCACCAGGUCCAGAACCUUCACAGUUGUGUUCAGGUCAUCAAUGACUUUGUAUCUCCGGAGCAUGUGGCCAAGUCCUUCCAACUGACCCAGGAGCUGCGGCCCAGUAAAGAGGAGGUCAACUAUGAAGAUAAACUACAGGUCAAGAACAUCCUGUACCACUGUGUGAAGGAGGCGGUGAGCUCGCUGAAGAGGAGCAGCUCUGAGGAAGAUGAGGAGGAGGAGAACUCAUGACGCCUCCUCUGGCCUAGCCCGCGCCUCCCGUCAGUACCUCCCCCGUCGCCACGCAGUCCUCCACUUCCCGUGGAGUGACCACAAAGAGGCGGUCGGGUCAGAGCUGGCCGUGUGGACCCCGGGGGGACCUCGCCGUGUGAGCUCCACACCUGCCUCGCCUCGCACCACAUCCAGGUGGCCACGCCCACCUCGUUCAUCACGAGCCCCCAAAACCUCGAGUGCCAAUAUAAGACGAGGCGACUGGACGUUAGCGGUGAAAACGUCAGCGAGCACUGAACGCGGUCCACACACCUCCACUGUAACACGCCCCAACUCAACGUCACUGAUGGUGCGUCCGGUUGCCAUGGAGACCCGGGCUGUCCUGUCCUGCAUGCAGCAGUGAUGAUGGAGACUCAGAGACACACUCACCCCUCUGCCGUCUGCUCUCUCUCUCUGAUCCACUCACAGUCACACACACACGCUCACACACGAUGUCACGGACAGAAGAUUUUGCUGAUCACGACAGCAGCAGCAUCACCAGCAGCAGCGUCAGAAUUAAAACAUGACAUUUCUGAUGUUAAAAAAAAAAAUAAGAAGAAGAAAAAAAAAAAGAAUAAAGGGGGGAAAAUGCAAAAGAGAAAUCUCAGAUGUUUGAGUCAGCAGUGACUGCUGCUCCCUCUAUGUCGUCUCUCCUGUAACUCUGUCUGUUCUCGUCCUUUUUUCUAGUUCCGUCUGUACGUCGCUGUUCCGCUCUUUGAUUUGUUUUCCUUUUCAUACCGACGUCGUCGUUUUAUUUCCUCUGUGAAGAUGUAUUUAUUUUAUAGCUCUGUGAUGAUGCAGUGUUAUUGAGACAAAAAGCAUUCAUGUAAAUGUGACUUGUACAGUUUUUUGUUGUUGUUUUUUGUUUUUUUUUCCUUUUCAUAUGUGGUUUUCAGUUGUAAUACGGCUCUACUGUGAUGGAGGACACACACACACUCACACACACAUACACACACACACACACACACACACACACACACACACACACACACACACACACACACACACACCAGCUAAUGCCUGUAACUUUGGGAAAUGUUGAUGCUCUACAGUCCUCAUGCCAUAAAUGCAUUUUUGAAAAUGAACUGCCAAACUAUUGUAAAGACUGUGUAAAGUUGUAUUAUGUAAAGAAAACAAAAAACAAAAUGGCUUAUACGCACAGCAUUUUAUGAAAAAGUAUUCUCUGUAAAAUGGAUACAUUUACAAAAAAGAUGUAAUUUAUUUAAGAAAAAAAGAAUUGUCUCGUUUUUUUUGUUUUGUUUUGUUUUGUUAAGAUUUACUAUGGUGAACGUUUGAAGUAAAAAAGGUAAAAUAAUGAAAAAGUUAACUGUAAUGUGUAAAUAUAUACUUUCACUGAAGUAUUUUUUUAAAACAUGGCUUGCUUCAAUUUCAAAUUUUAAAGUGCAAGUGUUACAUGCUUUGUACAUUGAAGUUCAAAAGGGUUUUACAUUUUCCAUUAAAAUGGAUUUAUCAAACGGU